Messenger RNA from Penicillium brasilianum, 963 nucleotides. Lineage: Eukaryota; Fungi; Ascomycota; Eurotiomycetes; Eurotiales; Aspergillaceae. The record is from the annotation of a GenBank genome assembly.
GCGACACCGAACGAACGACAUAAAGUAUUCGGCUCCCCCACACGAAGGGACCUUCUCAAGCCAUUGAAUUCGUUACUUCCAAUAGUGAUUUGACAACCAGCUGUUCCUUCUCUGCCAGAUAAUCCAAUCCAGUCCCAAUACCACAGCAAACCCUCACAAUGCGUCUCCCAUACGUUCCAGACCCUCCACCCACAACUACUCCAGAGGAAGCCAGAAUCCUCUCCAACGUCCAAGCCCGCCGUGCUCCAAACCCUCUGCUCCCCCUCGACCUCGCCCUCCUACACUCCUUCCCCGUCACGGACGGAUGGAACUCCUUCAUCGGUGCAAUCCGCACCCGGACCAGUCUCUCCACCGUGACUCGGGAGCUUGCAAUCUGUCGGGUAGCGGUAAUCAACGGCGCGCUCUUCGAAUGGGAACAACAUGCACCACUCCUAACGGAGGGCGGACUGAGCGAUGAGGCACUGAAGGUCGUUGGAGAUGCCGAGGCUGAUUUGGACGGCGAACUAGCUGAGCGAACGUUGAGUCUGGAACAGAGGGCCGUUGUGAAGUAUACGGAUGCUAUGACUAAAACUGUUACGGUGCCAGAUGAGGUCUUUGCGGAAUUGAAGGGUUGUUUUGGUGAUAAGGAAGUUGUGGAAAUCACCGCUACUGUCGCGGCGUAUAAUUGUGUUAGUCGGUUUCUGGUGGCGUUGGAUGUUGGAGAGAAGAAUCAUUAGACUCUCUGGGAUGGAUACAGAUGUGGAUAUGGAUGCAUAUUAUUUUCUUGUUGAGUAGCAAGCCAAUAUCGAAACUUGAAUAGUUUCGUAUCGGUGUUCACAGGAUAUAUCUCGCGGGGAGUGUAGGGUCUUAGCAAGGUCUCUUCCCGUCCUGGAAAUAUUUAUACCAGUCUUGUCUAGACUCAGGAGUUUUUAGUUACAAGCAUAUCAUCGUGGCAUUCCCCAGUGAAGUCGACACAAGCCAUUA